This is a messenger RNA of Cygnus atratus (black swan), 6371 nucleotides long. RefSeq names its product dynein axonemal light chain 1 (gene DNAL1). The transcript has 8 exons. Lineage: Eukaryota; Metazoa; Chordata; Aves; Anseriformes; Anatidae. Gene Ontology annotation, molecular function: protein kinase binding. Gene Ontology annotation, cellular component: cytoplasm. Bases 172 to 759 code for a protein of 195 amino acids. The record is from RefSeq and is a predicted model, not a curated record.
GCCCCCGCGCCACUUCCGGGAUGGGACUUUCUCCCCGGCGGCCUCCCCGCUCUCUAUGGUCGCCAGGUGUGGUUGCCUCCGUGCUCUCUCCGCUCCCCGCCCCGCCGGCGCUGCGCAUGCGCGGCAGGCGGCCGUGCCCUAGCAACCGGAGCGUGCGGGGUAGCAACGGCGAUGGCAAAAGCAACGACUAUCAAAGAAGCUCUAGCCAAGUGGGAAGAAAAAAAUGGCCAGAAGGCUUCAGAGGCAAAAGAGGUGAAACUGUACGGCCAGAUUCCUCCUGUAGAGAGGAUGGAUGAAUCUCUCUCCACCCUUGUUAACUGCGAGAAAUUGUCAUUGUCUACAAACUGCAUUGAAAGAAUCGCCAACUUGAACAGCCUAAAAAAUUUGAGGAUUCUGUCUUUGGGAAGAAAUAACAUAAAGAACUUGAAUGGAUUGGAGGCAGUUGGAGACACGUUAGAGGAGUUGUGGAUCUCGUACAACUUCAUUGAGAAACUGAGGGGUAUCCGUGUAAUGAAGAAGCUGAAGGUUCUUUAUAUGUCAAAUAAUUUGGUGAAAGACUGGGCAGAGUUUGCGAGACUGGCAGAGCUGCCAUUACUAGAGGAUCUGGUGUUUGUAGGCAAUCCACUACAAGAGAAAUACGCCUCUGACCAGAAGAACAAUUGGAUUGAAGAAGCAACCAAACGGGUGCCCAAGCUGAAAAAGCUGGAUGGUAUCCUAGUUAUUAAACAAGAAGAAGAUGAAGAAGGAGGAGGAAACUGAUGAGACUUGCGUUCUGGGUAUUUAAUUAUUUAAGUAUCUCCAGAUUGCUCAGCACAUAGAACGUCGAUAUAAACGUUUGUUUUGAAGAAAAUCUUUGGGCAAUUUUUAGAAGACCAGCUUAUCUCCACCGUCUCUCACCCAAAGAAUUAUUUACCAAAAUUCAGGCACACCAAUUUUGUCAAGCUUAUGACAUCUUCUGCAGAGACCAGUGGAGCUGAGUUUAUCUGCUGUUUGGUUAGUAAGUAAUCUUUACCUGAAAUAAUACCUAGCUAUUCCUAAUCCCUGAUUAGUUGUGCUUGUUGUCCACUCUCGGGUUAUAAUACAACAAUUUUAGCUUGUUAGGUGCAGCUGGCCAAUGUUCGUUUGAAACACUGAAGCUAAACAAUGUUGUGUUUUAUAGAUACAUUACAGACUUUGUUAUGUUUAAUUUUCUCAUGGGAAUCCCUUAAUAUUUUAAGUAUGUGAAUUUGCCUUUUCAUCCCCUUAACUAUUAUGCCAAAUAGGCCCAGUAGUUGUGGAUGUACGCACAAAAAAGGUAUUGGGCUCAUGAUCUUUUGUUACUGGCCUUAAGUUUUGAACUGGGCUUCUUGCAUUGGAACUCGUAGCUUUGUAGCUUAGAAGGCCACGUACAAUGUGUAUGUUUGUUUAUUUUAAAGAGGCAAUGGGAAUUCUUUGCAUGGUUUCAGUGAGACUAAAAUGUCUGCUAGCUUUUUGUCUCUCAUUAAGAAAUUACUUUGAUUGGAAAAACGUAGAUUAUUAGUCUACAGCUGGUUCCUAGUUUUGUUUUGGCUCACUGAUGGACAUAAUCCUUUUCAGCUCUGGAAUUUUCCUGUAACUUAGUAGGCUAAUACUAACUCAAAUAGUGAACAAAGACCUGGGCUUGAGAUUUAAAAUUCUGGUUUUGAGAUACUCAUUUGGUUUUUUUUUUAAAGCACAGAUGUAAGCAGUGAGUGGAAUGUGUAUGUAGUUACUGAGGAAGGUGAGAUGAGAUGGGAAGCGGGCGUUGGAAAAUAAGUUUUGAAGACAUACUAAAUGUGCUAUAUUGCAGGCUAACCAGUUUUAAUAAAGCCCCCUUAUAUGACAGGUAACUAUUUUUUAGUGAAAAGUGCUAAAACAAUGAAGACGUACUCGAUUGCACUGUUGGAUGCCGAAUGUUUUUACUCCCCUUUCCUCUCUUUAGAGAAUAGAUCAAGUGAUCUAGGUAGAUUUUUUUAUUUAUUUUUUAAGUUUUUCUUCUAAUUCAUGGCAUCAUCUUUGUUUAAAUUAGAAUGGCAAGAAGCAUGCUUCCUGGUUUUAGAACAGGCAUAUAAGGGAUGGAGGCAGAAUGCCACUUUUAAUUGUUUUGUUUGUGAAGGUAUGGCAGGGGUUGAUAGCCUGGAAGUCAUGGUCAGAGAGAAAACAAUGGAAUUGGCCUAGGCGACAGUGAUACUGAUCUCAAGCUCCAGGUAUAAUUUUAGUAGAAGAUAGAAAUUGAUUAGCAAUAGAAUUCAGUGAAAAGUGUGAAGCGGAAGAUAACAAGGAAAUCAGCAUUUAGUUUCAAUAUAUUCUCUCUCAUUGGUCUUGAAGUGUUAGAAGAAUUUGUAAGCAUUCCAAGUUAAGUUGGCAAUUGCAGAUAAGAUUUGAGUUUGAUUUAGAGCCCUUUCUUAAUAGAAGGCCAGAAGAGCAAUGGCAAAUGCUGUUGACAUUCCUCAUCCAGCACAAACCAUUUCGGGACAGCAGCUCUGGCAAGCAGAAGCUGGUUCUUAGUUAACUUGAUCACUGGAUUUAUUUUACAGAUUUUGUACCCACAUGUAAUGAUAAGGAGUCAACAACGAUUUCACAUUGUCCUCUUUUAGAACUAAUCCAUGAAGUUCACUAGCAGCUACUUUUGGAAAAGUGGACGUGCUCUGAAAAUACCUAUCUUCUGGCACACGCAGCCUCUACUGACCACCUUUUGUGUUAGGGUGAUAGGGGAUUGGUACAUGCUCUUGACUACUGUAAUUAAAAUGUGUUUAUCCUGAGUCAGAGCUGGAGUGGAACAAAACCUGACUUCUGGAUAAUACUAACAAAAGGAAAAGUCAAAUUCAUGUAUGUGUGUGUGGAGAUAUUUCCAGAAUAGAAUCAUGGAGCUUGGCCAAGAAGCAAUGCAUUCAAACCUCUGUAACUGUUUUCUCCUAGUAUAAUUUCUAAUUAUGGUAUGUAGGGCUUAAUUAGCUCCUCAGAUGAAAUGAGAGGAUGGGGAGAUAGAACGUGGUCCAAUGCCAUAUAAUCCUACUGGUUGAUUUUUUUAAUAUCUAAAUGUGAUCUAAGUGUGUACAUUUAUGAAGGCAGUAUUAGAAAGAGCAAAGACUCAGACUAUUUUGGGGCAGUCUGAGAACAGAAGAGAAAGGUAAGUGUUCUAUGUGGUGACAACUGGAACAAAGCACAGCUCCCUUGUCAAGACUUGGGGGGGUGAAAGAACGAUUCCUGGCUCUUGUAGGUGACAAGGAAGGGCUGUAGGUAAUCAGGCUGGCUCCUGUAAGUGACAAACAGAGGCUGUGUGUAUGGUGAUCAGUCCAAAAGUAACUGGUGCAGGUGUUAGGUGGUGGAGCUGGGGGUAUCAUGUAGCCCACUGUCAUCAGCUCUUUUAACGGAUUAACAGCACAAAUGCUCUAGCUCUUAGUUUGGGCUGCAGUAUAAAUACCACACACACACACACACAAAUCAUUAUUGAAGGAACAAGGUAUCCAGAAUCAGCACCAUUGUAACAGCAGUAAGGUACGUUUACAAACUUUCCUCUACUGUUCACCCUUCAUGCUGCAGUAUCUUAGCAUAUAAAUUAAAACCCUUCUGAAGUUUCAGCUUAAUGUUGCUGUGCCUGAUGAAUUGCGGUUAUUGUCAAGAACAAAGCUAAACCCCAUUAACUUUCUCCUCCAGAAUAAGAAAAGUUUUCAUGAAUUUUUAAAAUUUGCACUUUAAAAUUAUGCACUGGAUGUGGUGGAAGAUGUACGCAGAUGACAGAAUUACAGCAGCAGAUUUGCAUACUAAUGGUGCUGCUGCACUGUGUCAUUUAUAAGCUAACAGAUGAUCAGACUGCAUGCCCCUGAGGCGUGGCUGAGUAGGAUGUUGAAGGACUUGUCUUUCUGUAUUAUUCUUUGCGCUUCCAUAUCUCACCACAUCCAUUAAAGUCCUAAGCACAUUAUUAGUCAUGGAUGAAAAGAGCACCCAUGUAAAACUUGCAAGCCAUGUGGAAUCCUGCUUUUCCCACUGAAAUUAUGGAGGAUUAGCAUCCACUUUAUUCCUUAGAAAAAUAUCUAAAAUUAAAUUAGAGAUAGGAAAUACGUAUUUUACCUACUUGUUAGCACACUGAUCUCUCUUUGAAGAGCCGAUGUAUGCGAUUAUGUUGCGAAUGGCUGGAAAGAGACCUGAGAACCACACCUGAGAACCAGCAAAUGACUCAGGUUACACUAGAAGUAGACUCAUCUAGAAAAAUCUUCAAGCAAGAGAGCACUUUUAACAUCUACUUUUGAUUACCUUUUGUAUACAGUAAUUUUGUAGCAUGACCAAACUGUUAAAAUUGCUGUGUUUAAAUUAUUUAGGCCUAUGUUUAUAAAUGAUCUUCUGUGAAACUUGUUUAAAAAUAAUAGAAUGUUAUUUUAUACAAAAAACUUUGGCUGUUGUGUAAUGGAAUAGUUCAACUUCUGGAGAGCUUUCAGAAAUUAAAUGUUGUUCUUAUUAAAAACUUUCCUAGCUGCUCAGGGAGCAAUUUAGUUUGUAAGUGCUGUCCCUUAUUGCCUCUAUAUUUUAGAAUAGAAAAUAACUUAGACUUCAAAAGCAUUGAUAUAUUGUGAUUGUUGUCAUCUGAUACAUAAAUAUUUUUCAAUCUUUUAAGAAAGACAUUGGUUGUCAGAUUUGUUGUUAGGUACUAAGAAAAAAUGUUUACCUUUAUAUAGGGAAAAAAGGCCAUUUUAUGUUAAAUAAAGGGUAAGUCUUACUUCAACACAAAAUUGCUAAUUCACUUUGAAUUUAAGCUGUGAAUAGCAUUAUACAAUCAACUGCAUUCAGCCAGGACAACUGCUCUGUAAUAAACUUCUGUAACAGAAACUUUAGCCUUCAAUAAGCAGCAUUACUGAAAUAUAGUUUCAGAACUCACCUAUAAAAGAAAAAGCUUUCUACCCUGCAGUCCACAGCAGUCUCAAUAAUGACAAGAAUAUCAUCCUGCAACAACAGCUGUAAUUCUAUUUAAAAACAAAACAUAUAGGGGAUUACUGCAAAAUUCCUCACAAUGCCACUACCUCAAAAUGCAUUUAAGCUUGCUAAUCAGUGAAGCGCUUCAUAAGGUCUUUUUAUGCAGUUGAAAUGACUUCUGUAAGCUUGCCCUUGGAUCUACCAGUUAAAAAAGAAAACCAAACUGCCCAAGACGCGUGGCUUUUUGCAUUAUCCAAACUUAAGUUUACAUGGCUUCACAGUUCUAGUACAAAGUAGUCAGCCUGAGACACUUUUGGCAGUUGGCUUUGCCAGUGAGGCCAACACGCAAAAUGCUACUUACUUCCCCAAAUGCUAUUGCUGAUUAAUAUCCACGUUUGCAGGAGUAAAUUAAAGCAAGGGCUCUUACCCUGAGCUGAAAAAAAAAAAGUCUUCAGCUAAAUCUUUCUUCUGUCAGCUUUGUCAGUCUUGGAACGUAAAUUUGUCAGCAUAAAUGAACGAAAACAAAAGUAAUUAUUUGCAGGUGAGCCACCUUUGGUUCUACCUGAAAGCUUGUAGGAAACCAGUCAGACAUCGAUACACAUUUCUACAGUAUGCUUAAUGUAGCAAAACAUUUGUAGCUUUUAAAGACUUCAUGCCCCCAGGUGUCAGAAACAGUCGGCUAGUUAUGUAUGAACAGCCAACUACCAGAAGAAAAGGAACCUUUGCUUUGAAGACGGAAGGAAGUAUAUUAAUAUUUAAAAACCCACAGCAAGACAUCCAACUGCCAGAAGAAAUGGGAUUAGUGCUGUAUUACAAAAUCAAAAAAAAAAAAAGAUCCAGGGUAACAGACAAGUGCCUUUAAGACAGUAUUCAAUAACGUAUGUAUAUAUGUGUAUAUAUACACAUAUUAAAUCUACCAUUGGAAAAUAUGAUACAACACAAAUUACAAGUUGCCGUUGUUUCUACAACCAGCAGAUUCAACUACUAAGCAGCAGGAAAGUAUUACCUCCUUUUCCAGCGGCUCCAGAUUUACUUCAGUCCCUAUCUUCUCUCCCACCCAACAGCCAUUCAGGAAUUCAGAUUUGAUACAGGCCCCAAGUACUGACUGACUUCAUGCUGCCUUUGAAGUUGUUUCAGAGGCAGAAUUCAGCUGUCAUUUGCAGCACAGAGGUGGACUGAGGAAGCAUUCCUUGCAUAUUUCUAAGAACUCUUUCUAGACUCUUCCUGGCUUCUGAUGUCUUCAGGGAAAAUAUUGAGAAACAGCCCUGAGGGGUGCUAUGGAAAAUACGGAGAUAAACGUGAUCAGACAGCAGAAGAGCUAAAGGAACUCAUAACAGAACCCGCAACUGCUUCCUUUGUACAAACGCAUCACCGCCAAUACCCACCCCGAGCCCCGCAGCCACAUCAACAAAAAAAUUCAGCUGUGAAACUAUUUUUUAAACCUCAUUUAAUAAAAGGUUUUUUAG